AUUAUGAACAUUCACCUUGAUACUUCCCUUAACAAAAUAGAAGAGCUCUUUUAUAACCGUGAAUAGAACUUAAACUAAUUUCAAUUCAAUAUGCUAUAGUUCAAACUUAAUGGAUAUAAAGAAAAAAAACUCUUAAAAGAUUAAACAUUAAUAGAAACUAAUUUGAAUGAUGGAAAAUAUAAUCAAUCUGCAAUAUUAACAGGAAAAGCUGCUGAUCUCAUUAAAAAGCUCACAAGUAAAAAAUAAAUAAUAUUAAGAUGAACAAUUUAUUAAUGUGAAUUCUAUGGUAAUUUAAUUAAUAAAAUGGAAGCUAGCUUAUAUAAAAAAAGAAUAAACAUACUUAAUUAUUAUAUAUGAAUUUAUAGAUAUUGCUUCUCUUAAUGGAGAUUUAAAUUUAUUUACUCAUUAUUAAGUAGAUUAACAAAUUCCAGUUUAAAGAAAGGUUAAACUAUUCAUACAAAAGAAUAAACUAAAUAGAAAUACUUCACCUAAUACAUCUUCAAUGAAAAAAGUGAAAAUUGAAAAUUCAACUUUUUGUUAAGGCUCCUUUAUCAUUGAUGAUAAUCUAUUAAAUCUCUCAAUUUUAGAUACCCCCGCUUGUAUAAAAUAAUAAAUUCAGUUCAAAGAACAUUAACAAUAACAAUAAAUUUAAUAAUAAGAAAUCAUAAAAAUUUCUUCGAUGUAUCCUAAUAUGAAAAAAUGGGUUUUGGAGGGAAGAAUUAUUUUCAAAUCAUAAUAAUUAGAUUUUAGAUGUAAAAGAAGUGAAACAAUUAAAAAAUAUUUUAAAAUAAUAAUUUUAGACUGUGAAUAAGAAAUUAUAACUGGCUUAUUCUUCGAAGCUAUAAACAAAUUCUUUUCUUUAUUAUAAGAAGGGAAGGUUUAUACUUUUAAAAAUGGAUGCAUAGGUCAAGAUAAAACUAAUGGUACCAAAAAAAUAAAUUUUAAUGAAUAUUCCAUAAUUACAGAAUCCUAAAAUUAUAUUAUCCCUUCUCUCCCAUAAUUUAAUUUUUAAACUCUUUAAGAAAUUGAAACCUUAUAACAUAAUACCAUUGUCGAUGUAGUUGGUGUUAUUUAAGUAAUAAUAUAAAAUAUUGUUAGGGAAUUAAAUAAAGUUCUGAAAUUUGUAAAUCAUUUAUCAUCUUGGAUCAUACAGCAAGAUUGACUAUUAAACUUUGGGGUUAAUAAUAUGCUGAAGUAAAUUUUUAAAAGGGUGAAAUUAUUGUGUUUAAAGGGUUAAAGUUUUAGAAUACUAAUUUUAAAUCGUUAAAUUCUGAUUUUUAAACAAUGAUUAUACAAAAUCAAAAUUUAAAUGAGUAAUCAAUUAUUAUAGAUUUUAGAGUGAAAAAAUUAAAAAGUUGGCUGGCAGGUAAAGAUAUUGAUACAAUAAUGAAACAGAAUUCGGAUAAUUCAACUAUAAAUCUUUCAUAAUUAGAGCAAUAUGCAUUUCAACUAUUAAAUUAAGGCAAGAAUUAAUAAGCUACUUAUAAAUACAUUUUUGGUUACAUUAUAGAAAUAAAUGAUUACAACAAUAUGUAUCCAAGCUGUCCAAAUAUCCGAUGCAAAUCUAAAAUGGAAGAAAUAUCAAGUAGAAAAACUUUUAGAUGCAAGAAGUGUUUAUUAGAAAAUGAUUCCCCAAAGUUUAGUUUUAUUUUAAAAGUAACAAUUAUGGAUGAAUUUACAAAUAUUAAGGCAGUUAUUUUCGAUGAAAUUGCAGUCAAAUUACUUGGAGUAACUGCUGAUUAACUUAGAUCAAUAAAUUCAGAAGAUUAAAGGAAUAUAUUUUUAUCAAAAGCUUUCUCUUACAAGAAAAUGAAGAUUUAGAUUUAAUUCAAAGAUUUUUAAGGACAAACAUAGACAUAAUAUAAUGUUUAAGAAAUGAUUGAUGUAGAUUACAAGCUACUAGCGCUAUAAGCUAUCGAAACUUUAGAUGAAGUAGAUAAUCUGUUGAAUUUAUCGCUAAUUUUGUGA
Paramecium sonneborni is the source of this 1968-nucleotide messenger RNA. The record is from the annotation of a GenBank genome assembly. NCBI's taxonomy places the organism in Eukaryota, Ciliophora, Oligohymenophorea, Peniculida, Parameciidae.